UAUAGGCGGGAAAAGAAGCGAGUCGUGAGAAAGAGGAGCAGAGACACAACAGCAAUGGCGGACGAGAAGCCCAAGGAAGGUGUGAAGACCGAGAAUAACGAACACAUCAACCUGAAGGUGGCGGGACAGGACGGCUCGGUGGUGCAGUUCAAAAUCAAGAGGCACACGCCGCUCAGCAAACUGAUGAAGGCCUACUGCGAACGACAGGGACUCACGAUGAGGCAGAUCCGCUUCCGGUUUGACGGACAGCCCAUUAAUGAGACGGACACACCCGCUCAGUUGGAAAUGGAGGAUGAGGACACAAUUGAUGUGUUCCAGCAGCAGACGGGAGGCGUGAUGUAAAGCAACAACGACUUCCAUCCCUCCAUCGAUCCUCCAUCGUUCCCUCCAACCAAUCCCUCGAACAUGUUUAAGUUUGAACCAUCGUGGAAGAAACAUGGACUGAAUUACGGCUGCUCAGAUCCUCACGGACAGUGUUUAAUUUCUCUCUCGCGCUCUCUCACACACUCGCCUCGCUCUAACUCUUCCUUUUCUUCUCUCUCUCUCUCUCUCUCUCUCUCUCUCUCUCUCACUUCUGUAAUAUGAAACAGUUUUCAUCCUCAAUUCUGACCCAUGUGGACCUGUGACCAAGAAAACCCCUAAGACCAUAUUGAUCAGGGUGUUGUGUGUUUUUAUUUUUAUUUUUUUCAUUUAUUAUUGUUUUUUUUCUCCUUAUGAAUGACCAUCACAGCUGAAGUUUAGUUUUAUUCACUUUACAGCUUUUAUAUCUUUUAUAAAUGUAGUAGUUCUCUUUUUUGUACCUCUCGGUUUUAUUCAGUCACAUUUACAAUGUGCAGUGUUCAGAAAGUCGAUUAGUUUUUUUUUGUUAUUCUUUGUUUGUGUGUCCGAAUAAAACAGUUGUAUAAAAGUAAUAAGCAUGGCCUGAGGUUUGAGUCUUGGACACCAAGGUGUGUGUGUGUAAAUCACAAAAUGCAGCAUAAAAAUGUGUUUUAAUAGUUACAUAGAUUCAACAUAAAAAAAAAAAAAGUAAAAUUUUAGUCACAUGACUAAAUGUUACCAUGGUAAUGAUGUAAACUUCUCCUACACCAGCGCAUUUCUACACACUUUGUAUUGCAGGUGCUCAUAACAGUGCGCUGUAAAGGUUGUACGAGAUGUAGCCCGAGUAGUGCUCUUCAGUAAACCACUAAAUGUAUGGUUCUCUGCUAAAUUAAACACUACCUAGUGUC
This is a messenger RNA of Clarias gariepinus (North African catfish), 1226 nucleotides long. RefSeq names its product small ubiquitin like modifier 2a (gene sumo2a). The record is from RefSeq and is a predicted model, not a curated record. The transcript has 4 exons. Gene Ontology annotation, molecular function: ubiquitin-like protein ligase binding; protein tag activity. NCBI's taxonomy places the organism in Eukaryota, Metazoa, Chordata, Actinopteri, Siluriformes, Clariidae. Gene Ontology annotation, cellular component: nucleus. Bases 55 to 342 code for a protein of 95 amino acids. Gene Ontology annotation, biological process: protein sumoylation.